Messenger RNA from Seminavis robusta, 324 nucleotides. Lineage: Eukaryota; Bacillariophyta; Bacillariophyceae; Naviculales; Naviculaceae. The record is from the annotation of a GenBank genome assembly.
AUGAUAGCUGUAGCUAGACACUGGGUUCUUGUUGUUGUCGUGUUGGUUGCUCUUCGCCAUGGUGCGAUGCUGUUGGUUGCGGCGCGGAGCGUCUCAUGCCAUGCUGCGGAUGACCUGCGGAAGACCUGCGGAAUCGAAUCGAAUCGAUUCGUGAUUGAAGUUCGAUUUUCAAUCUUCCAAGAUUUGGCGGGACUCGACCCAGUCCAGUUCAGUCGAGUGAAGAGUCCGUCGGCCACACGGCCUACCGGUACAUGUACCACCACACCUAUCCGUACCGGUACCGGACCUCUUGCCGCGGUGCGGUCUCGAGAAUUCAAACAGUAA